UCCAGGAAGUGGUAGCGGAGAGAAGUUGUGCUGAAACCUGAUAGAGGCACUGAAAGCCAGACCCGAACAAUUUGGCACCGUUUCCACCAGAAACAAAUCAAUAAAACAUUACCUGAUAUCAAGGUCCCGUAACACUAGACAGAAUGUCUCGGCAGUCAAACAGAACCACCGACAGUAAGAAGAUGAACUCGGAGCUGUUCACGUUGACGUACGGAGCCCUGGUCACUCAGCUGUGUAAGGACUACGAGAACGAUGAAGAGGUGAACAAGCAGCUGGACAAGAUGGGCUACAACAUUGGAGUGCGUCUCAUCGAGGACUUCCUGGCUCGCUCCAGUGUGGGACGCUGUCACGACUUCCGAGAAACCGCCGAUGUCAUCGCCAAGGUAGCGUUUAAGAUGUACCUUGGCGUCACCCCCAGUGUGACUAACUGGAGCCCAGCGGGAGAUGAGUUCUCUCUGAUCCUGGAGAGCAACCCACUGGUGGACUUCGUAGAGCUGCCAGACAACCACAACAACCUGGUCUACUCCAGCCUGCUCUGCGGAGUGCUGAGAGGAGCACUGGAGAUGGUCCAGAUGGCGGUGGACGUGCGGUUUGCUCAGGACACCCUGCGAGGCGACAACGUGACGGAGAUCCGCAUGAAGUUCAUCAAGCGCAUUGAGGAGAACCUGCCCGCAGGGGACGAGUGAUGCACUCUGGGAAACUGAGUCCUCCUGGGCCCCCCUCUGUCUAUGGAUAAGGCUUAGCAGGGCCCUGUGCAAAAUCUACAGACUUUGACUGUCACUUCCGAGGAGAGAGGAGAAAGCCUGUGUGUGUGUGAGUGUGAGUGUGAGUGUGUGAGAGUAGGACCGACCAACCGAGACCGAGAGAAAGGGAAGAUCUCUGGCCUCCAGAGGCCUCCAGUCUUAAGUCUUAAAGUGUUGUAUCAUUUGGUCUGUGCAGUGUAUAGCUAGCCAUCCAAUAACCAUUUCCAUCAGCAUUCACAUAUCUUCACAUACAGUACAGUAGAAAUAAAAUGAAUGCACAGAGAGAGUCCACGCUUGAUAAUACGAAGACUUAAGACUGACAGUACCUCUCUCCUAUAGGGUCAGUUUUUCACGCCCUCCUUCGGUCAAGCAUAUACACUUGCCCCUCUGACCUUGGAGAAGUAAACGAAAUGUUUCUUUUUUGUGUGUGUGUGUGUGUGUGUGUGUGUGUGUGUGUGUGUGUGUGUGUGUGUGUGUGUGUGUGUGUGUGUGUGUGUGUGUGUGUGUGUGUGUGUGUGUGUGUGUUUCGAAACAUACUUCUGAACCUCUCCUCAGUUCUGCAUACAAGAGGGAUUCAGAGAACACAUUUUUUGUUUAGUUUUUCUAAAACAUGUCCAUCAUCGUUAGCUAUGCCCCGCUGAACUCCGCUAAACGCCUAAAUGGUUCACUAAUGUCAACACACCUGCCCUGCCCUACGCACCGCAUAAAGGGGGACCUUGCCGAACAAACUAGCUUGUCAUUUCCUGUUUGUGUGUUCCAAUCAAUGGCAUGUGUUCGCGUUGACGUGACGGGAGUGGAGGUUGUUUGUUUUCAAAAGAGAUAUACGAAUCUGUAUGGCAAAUUGGCCAAUCAUGUUUCAAAAGUGGGCCUUUGUACAAAAUGGCAGCACACGCCCCUCCAGAUAACGAAGUAGGCUAUGAACUCGUGUGUGUGUGUGUGUGUGUGUGUGUGUGUGUGUGUGUGUGUGUGUGUGUGUGUGUGUGUGUGUGUGUGUGUGUGUGUGUGUGUGUGUGUGUGUGUGUGUGUGAGUGUGAGUGUGAGUGUGUGUGUGUUCACAUUUCUUCAUUCAUCUGAUAUCUGUUUUUCCUCAGAUUUGUGUUCCACAUGUUUGCUUUUGGUUGUCACAGAGUCUCCCAAGUCAUUAGUGGAGCAAGUGCUGGAAAAGACCUGUGUUUUUUUAUUAUUUAUGUGUCAGAAAGUUAUAUUGAGAUUAAACAAACUGUUAACUUCA
Engraulis encrasicolus (European anchovy) is the source of this 1974-nucleotide messenger RNA. It is a transcript of the gene trappc3, whose product is annotated as trafficking protein particle complex subunit 3. The transcript has 5 exons. Bases 144 to 686 code for a protein of 180 amino acids. Gene Ontology annotation, biological process: endoplasmic reticulum to Golgi vesicle-mediated transport; intra-Golgi vesicle-mediated transport. Gene Ontology annotation, cellular component: TRAPP complex; cis-Golgi network membrane; cytosol. NCBI's taxonomy places the organism in Eukaryota, Metazoa, Chordata, Actinopteri, Clupeiformes, Engraulidae. The record is from RefSeq and is a predicted model, not a curated record.